Messenger RNA from Bufo gargarizans (Asiatic toad), 5527 nucleotides. RefSeq names its product PH domain containing endocytic trafficking adaptor 1 (gene PHETA1). The record is from RefSeq and is a predicted model, not a curated record. The coding region runs from base 108 to 953 and encodes 281 amino acids. NCBI's taxonomy places the organism in Eukaryota, Metazoa, Chordata, Amphibia, Anura, Bufonidae. Gene Ontology annotation, cellular component: early endosome; recycling endosome; trans-Golgi network. The transcript has 2 exons. Gene Ontology annotation, biological process: retrograde transport, endosome to Golgi; endosome organization; receptor recycling.
GUGGAAAUGUGGGGCGGACAAUGGAGGGGGCAGAGCGGAGGUGCCAGGGCUGCAGGGCGGCCGUGAGAUGCCACACACCUGCCCUUACCUGGAGGAUGUAGAGGGAAAUGAGCCAGCCGCCGCUAAGCCUGUGGCUCGACAUACGCAAAGACAUGAAGCUAAACGAGAGGAACUUGGUGUAUUAUGCCAACUGCAACUCACCCAUAGACAAAAGUGGCUUCCUGUACAAGAAAGGGGAACGCAAUGCCUCCUACCACAGGCGUUGGUUUGUGCUGAAGGGGAACAUGCUCUUUUACUAUGACAAUCAGGAAAGUCGGGAACCGGUGGGAGUUAUUAUACUGGAGGGCUGCAGGGUGGAGCUGUGUGAGUCUACAGAAGAGUAUGCAUUUGCAAUUCGAUUUGGUUAUUCCAAAUCUCGUGCCUAUAUUCUUGCUGCAGAUAGCCACAGUACUAUGGAGUCCUGGGUAAAGGCUCUUUCCAGGGCAAACUUUGAAUACAUCAGGCUUGUGGUGAAAGAACUGCAACAGCAGCUCAUGGAAGUGCAUAAAGGCCAGGCCUCUUCUAGCGGGCCUCCUGCUGCUGCCGAUAGGAGUCCUGCUCUCCACAGGCCGGCUUUGCCUUGCAGCCAGGAGAGGUCAGUUAUAAAGGACAACGGCUGUGCUCCAUGGAGUAACAGUGCGGCUGACCUGCCAAAUGGCCUUACCUAUACCAAUGGGCCACACUACAAAGAUGCAACAUGGCUGUUGGAUGGAAACUCAGUCCAACACCAGUCCUUGGCAUCUGAGCAAACUCAGCAAGUUGGUACAAGUGAACCGUAUGACUCUGAUGAGGCGGCCGAAGUCCGGUACAGCUUCGCAAAGCUUCAUGAUUUCUUUGGGGAAGAAAUUAAACAACUCCGAGCACAGUGGAAGAGAAGUUUCCAGGAAAAGCCUGGAUUGGGAGAUUCUGAGUAAGAGCUGGAUCUUUCAUGUCAAGACUUUAGACAUAAAACAAUCAUCUUAAAAUUCCUUGGCUCCUCACAAGGAGCCAUUCUGUUUACUGCCACGACUGAGAGCUGAUUGUUCUCUUUCUAGCCUUUUUUUGUGUGCAAAAUACAGGACAGAUGGUUACAAGAUCUGCACUACCAAAGUGCCACUUCUGAUGGUUUUCAGGGUGUUUUCACUUCAGUAACAUCACCAAGAAGAAGGCAUUGAGAAUUAAAUGUGACUUUUUAUGUGUCCAAAUAUUGUUUUAAAAGAUGGUGAAAUUUGCCACACUCAUUAGCACAAUAAUCUUUUAUAUCUUUUAUUAUCCCGCUGUAAAAGAUACGGUUUACUAUGACUUUUAUCUAUAUAUUCUAUCGGAGCCAGGUAUCCAAAGCGCCUAGAAAUAUGCAACUGUUCCUUUACUAGUGAUGUCCAUGGAGGUCGUUAUUUUUUUGGCUGCUUAAAAAUAAGCUGGUAAAAGAAACUCUACAGCAGUGGUGAGCAACCUCUGGAACUGUUGUAAGACUACGACUCCCACCAUGCACCGUUCCAAGAACAGUCAAAGUUCUUGGAACUUUUAAAGAGGUUUUCUGGGAGUUUUUUUUAUUUUUUAUCCUCUGAAUAGGUCUGUAUCUCUCUGGAGGGGGUCUGACACCCGGGACCCCCACCGGUCAGCUGUUUGAGAAGGCAGUGGUGCUCACGGUAGUGUUGCAGCCUUCUACCUGGUCACCAAGCACAGAGUUUUACAUUGUAUAGUGAAUGUACUUGGUAUUUUAGCUCAGCCCCAUUCACUGCAAUGGGGCUGAGCUGCACCUAGGCCAGUAAUGGCUAACCUCUGGCGCUCCAGCUGUGGUGAAACUCCCAGCAUUCCCCAUUCAUUUCUAUGGAGUUCCAAAAACAGCCAAGCAAGAGUGCAUGCUGGAACUCGUAGUUUUACCACAGCUAGAGUGCAGGAGGUUAGCCAUCACGGACCUAGGCCAUGGGCCCGAAGAACAUGAUGUCACUGGCCUAGGCAAAGCUGGAGGAAGUUGCGGAGCUACUGAGAGCUCCACUGCCUUCUGAAACAGUUGAUCGCCAGGUGUCCCGGGUGACGGUACCCCACCGAUAAGAUACUGAUGACCUAUCCAGAGGAAACCCUCUUUAAGCAUGUUUGCAUGCUGGGAGUUGUAGUUUGACAAAAGCUGGAGUGGCAGAAGUUGCUGAUCCAUGCUCUACAGAAUCCUUAGCCCCAUUUUAUUGUUAUGUCUCUGCCCAAUAGCAUUAAAUGAAGCUGUUAGGAUUGUGGUGGUGACUAAGAUGUCUAUCGGUACUCCAGAUACUAGAUACAGAGUUUUUUUUUUUUUUUUUUGUACAUGUUUAAAUCACAUUGGCAGUGCCUAACACUCUGCCUAAAAGCCCCCUGCCUUUCAUAGAAAGUGCCUUCCCCAUAAUAUAUAAGCACGAUGGCAGCAUCUUUCUGUAUUAAAAAUGUUAGAAAAACAUAAAAUCAUCUCUCUUCCGUUAGUCUUCUCCAUAGGGAAGAUGCUGGUUAAUGGGAAGCACGUGCCUUUCUGUUACACAUCUGUGGCUUCUAUGAUUUCAUUGAAUGUGCUGACUCACAGCAAACGGUUGUAUAUUUCUCUAUUUUCAGCAGGGCGGAGAGUUGUAUUUCAUCUGCUGGUUCAUUAUCUCCUUUCCUAUUGCUCUGAUCUCUAGAAGGUUACUGUGAAGCUGAUGCCUUGUCUGAUGAGAUAGACAUUUGAUUUGGAGCUGGUCAGUUUUUCCUCAUUUAAAGGCCAUCUGUCAGCAGAUUUGUACCUAUGACACUGGCUGACCUGUUACAUGUGCGCCUGGCAGCUGAAGGCACCUGUGUUGGGCCCAUGUGGCUGAGGGUCUGCUCUCUGCAUGUUGAUAAGGCUGGGCAGAUGUGACCACGUUUUCACAGCCAGGUCCUGUCAGUCACAGUGCAGAGAGAGCAGAGCCUCUAGGUGUAACAACAACGCCCCUGCUUGCUCGUGCCUGUUGUACAGUGAGCUGACCCGUUUCCCAAAGACCGGCCACGUUGAGGGAUUGUUAGAACUUCCUGUGUGCAAUAUAAAGUAUGUGAUGAUUAUGUUUCAUGUGGAAGAGUGGUAAAGGCUGCAGUGUAUGACAGUAUGUCCGAGAGCAGCAGCAGAAUGGAUCUUGUGAUAUCACAUAUGGCGGCUGUACAAAUAAUCAGAAAUGAAAGGACAUCCAUAUGUUCUCCUGAUAUGUCUGUUUUAGUAAUUAAAUGUAUUUCCCAUAAAAUAAAAAAUCUAGAGCAUCUGUAAUUUAUAAAUUUGAGUAAAUUGACAGCUGGAUGUUUUGCCUGUUUGACAAGCGGAAAGGUAACACCCAGUUGUCAUAUUAUUCAUACAUUUCUAGCAUUAGUACUUGGGGAGGUGAGGUAGUUCCUACAGCAGCCAUGUCAGGAGAGGUGGCAGGCGCCUUUUUAGUAACACUAAUACGUCUUUUUCCAGUUUCCUCUGUUUGGGUUUGGACCUGUAUAAUUUAUGAUGCUUUCUUUUAUAAUAAUACAUUUGUUUGUCACAAAUGAAUUUAUGUAGAAAAAAAAGUUUACAUUCUGGGAAACGCGUUCCUUUUGACUGCUUCACUACUCCAACGCUGUCUUUGCACCAUUAGAAGUGGGUACCUGGGUAUGAAGCCACAGAUGCAUAGAUACGUACAGUGUAAGUACUGUCACCGUAUCAAAUUAUAAGACAAAAGUGCCAUCAGCUGAUUGCCAAAGGGCUUGCUCCUGGCAAGAUGUUCAUUUUGCCGUGUCCAGCAAGACAUUUUAUGGCGGCCAUUUCAACACAAGUUUGGUUCACCUUCUUCGGUAUGUGAGCUUCUUCUAUACAGCAAUUCUCUGUUGUGGCUCAUAGAGAAUGGUUUCAAGAGUACAACCCUCCCCCCAUCUAUGAUGUCUCAGUGACUGUAUAGGGCAGAUGGACAAAGGUUGUCUCCAUGAGACAACCCCUUUAAAUAUCUCCUUCACCAUAUUAAGUAACUCUUUCCAAAAGGAUUAUAUACUUGGCUCUAGACCUAAAACUGCCAGAAAAUUGGCUUUUUUACAUCAUUAGCAUUUGGCUUGGUAUAAGUUUGAUGGUUGAAACAGCAGAAGGUACGGAAAGCAAGCAGUAAAUACUAAAUGAUGAGUAAUCACUCAGACGGCUAUUGACCUCAACUGAUCUGUAGAGAGGCGUGUUCAGGUCUUGUAAACCCGCGUGUUAUUUUAAUAGAGGCCACUAUACUGAGGCUCUGUAGAUGGGACAGAUGCAAUGCAGUCCUUGCUUCUUAUGACGGACUUCAAGGGAUUGGUAGGCAACUCAACAGCGGGUGACUUUCAGCUGCAAAAUGUGAAAAUCUCUGGGCUGUUCCCCAUCCACUUCCUACUUGUAUGUCUUGAGUUUGAGAAUUCAGCAGAACCUUCCAUGACGAUGGCCAUAUUGUCAGUUCAGGUCUGGCUGGUGACUAAUGCGGUUUUCCCAAAAUUAAAACGUAUCCCCUGCGCCCCCUGUAUUAGCUGAGCACCCGAAUAGAAUGUGCACUGCUGCUCUAUUCACAAUCUUUGCACUUACUUGGCUAUUGCUGUGGAAACCUUAGACCAGUGGUGGGGAACCUAUGGCACUCUGUGGGCACCCGCACCCUGGGAAAAGGUGUACUAAUAGGCCUUAGACUUUUCCUGCCAUUCAUCAGCGCAGGGCGCACUAUGAAUGGCACAGGCAGCACACUCAAUGUAGGCAGGCUAUUACAGCUAAACUAUAAAGUACAUGAAAGAUAUACUAAACUGUUAAAUUGCGUGUCGCUCCAGUCUGUGUAUAUAGCACUGCGAUGGCUGGGAGCAAAGCAGUCUGGAUUCAAACGCCCGGCUCCGGUGUGUAAUCGGGAUACCAAGAAUCCAAAGCUUCUAAAAUCCCAUCGUUUAUUUCAAAUCCAUAAAUGGUAGAGGACUGCAGGAUUAAAGGUCCAUAACACAGCUUAUGCUUUUUUCCCCAGAAGUGUGCUUUAUGGUAGCAUAUGGUUACUAAGGACAAACCAUGAGGUCACUUCUGUUGUUUAUGUGAUCGGUCCAUCGUAUUUCUAAAAUCGCGGUUUGUCCGUCGUGUCUAUAUGCUAUCAUUUAUCACUAUUUUGUGCGAAAUGCUAAACAAUAUUAUGGACUUUUGAUCCUGCACUCCUUUGCCUUUUAUGAAUUUCAAAUAAAAGUUGUGGAUUUUAGAAGCUUGAGAUUCUUUUCCCCUUUGUAUCCUAACUGUGAAAUCCGUGAACCUACCAUUGGUGUCAGGCAGUGAUUCGCAGACACGUUGAUGAAUGUAGCCUCGCGGUACAGUUGCUGUCCUGUAUAUGUUUCCACGCAGGAUGUCUACAGACGUGUUCUGUGACUGAUCAGUUAGUAUCCGGAUACUGCAUACUUUGCCUUCCAUUUCCAUCUAUGGUAUGACUUUUAUUUUACAUUUCCUCUUGUCAUUUUUUUUAUGUUUAGACAUUUACAUUCCACAAGUAACUAUGAAAAAUGUUACCGUAUAUAUUGCACAUUCAUUCUGUAAAAUAAAUGGUUU